CCUCCAUAUGUGUACUCUUUCUCUUGCCAACUCCCCUCUUCUGACUUGUUCGCUUUCUCUCUCUCUUUUCCCCUCUGUCUGCGGCAACUUUCUUUCAAAGCCAAAGUCCUCUUCCUGAUUUUGUUUCCCCACAAUCUCCGCAAGCCCCCCUUUAGAUUUCUUCUCUUUCCAUUUCCAUGAACAAUCAUUACAUUCCCCUUUCACACAUUUUCAAUACUUGCCCCUUCUAACCAAAUCUUGAAUCUUCCUUUAUUUUUUCCUUCAAAAUGUCAUAAAAUUUUCAAUCUUUUUCAGCAGUGUCAGACCCUUUUCAUUAAAGAAAAUGGAACAUAAGCAUAUGCUCAUACUUAUUACACUAUCAAGCUCAUUAACUGCAAUAACAGUUUUCUUGGUAGUGAUCUAUUUAUGUACGAAAAAAAGAAGGGAAACUGUUUCUAGAGAUGUAGAAGCUAGUUUUGAGGUUAAAGAAAGAGAUGGGGUUGAAAAAGAUUUGUUAAUAAAGUUUCAAGAUGGUGAAGAUCUUACUGUGUAUGACAUCUUGGAUGCUCCUGGAGAAGUUAUAGGGAAAUCAAGUUAUGGGACUUUAUACAGGGCUACUUUGUUGAGUAUUGAUAGGCUUACAUUGUUGAGAUUCUUGAGACCAGCUUGUACUGUGACAAUGAAAGAAGUGGUGCCUGUUAUGGAGCUUUUGGGGUCUUUAAGGCAUCCUAAUUUGGUGCCUUUGUGUGCAUUUUAUGCAGGGCCAAGAGGAGAGAAAUUGAUGGUACAUCCUUUUUAUCGACAUGGCACUUUAGCUCAAUUGAUUAGAGAUGGGAACGGUGAGGCUCACAAAUGGCACGUCAUAUGUAGGAUCUCCAUUGGCAUUGCUCAAGGACUAGAUUAUCUUCACUCAGACUUGGAAAUUCCCAUUAUCCAUGGAAAUCUCAAGUCGAAUAAUAUACUUUUGGAUCGACACUUCAGACCGUAUGUGUCGGAUUUUGGGUUGCAUCUUCUCUUGAAUCCAACUGCAGGCCAAGAAAUGCUUGAAACUUCAGCAGCUCAGGGGUACAAAGCCCCUGAAUUAAUCAAGAUGAAAGAAGUUAGCGAAGAAACUGACAUUUACAGCCUUGGGAUUAUCUUGUUAGAGUUAUUAACAGGGAAAGAACCACUCUACAAGAAACCAAAUGUUGAUAAGGAUAUUUAUUUGCCUAAUGCCAUUCAAAGUGCAAUUCUUGAUCAUAGAGUUGCGGAUUUUUAUCAUCCGCAGAUUCUGGUUAGCCAAACUGAUGGCCAAAGGGCAGUUAAUGAAGAUCAUGUUUAUGAAUUCCUUCAGCUUGCAGUGGCUUGUUGUUCUCCCUCACCUGCUCUUAGGCCUACUAUAAAGCAGGUCCUCGACAAGCUUGAAGAGAUUGGGAAGUAAAAUGAACAGUCUUUCUGCGUCUGCUUGAAGCAUGACUUGUUCUCUGACUGACUUGAUCCACUCAAUCGAUAUCGACAUACUUUACGGUCAUUAUGAGCAUGCUGCUGAUGCUGAUAUAACCACACUGACUUCUUGUGAGGAAACUGCUUUUGGGGACAUUUCUUAUUUCCUUAUGUGCUAUCACUGCAAGAGAAUGUUGGGAAGCUUAUAUCAUUUGGCAACAACUAUGAAGUUGGUGUUCAGUUUUUUUGGCAAAGCAGAAGUUUUCACCUCAAGAAUCAGAAGCAAGUUUCUGGAUCUUGAAGAUUAGCUUCCAAUAUCAUUCUCAAGCUUCGAAUUGUUUUAUUUUGCAGACUCACACUACUGACACUAGUCGCGUGGGUCUCACAAAAAAAUGGACCCAAAGUGUAAGAUUUGGGUCCACUUUUUCGUGACACCAAAGAAGCCUCACGCCACUAGGGGUUGAUGGAGUAGGAAGUACACAUUGCGAUAUGACCAAGAUAUUUGUAACAUAUAGUCGAAAGUUUAGAGUGACAUUUAAUUAGUUUAUCCAACCAGUGUGAUUAGUCUCAAUUUCAGAGAAAAUCUGGUGACAGUUGGAAGUUCCAAAGGAUCCUUAAGAUAUAAUCACACAUCAACCGAGAGUACAUAUACCAGACAAAUAUUGUGAGCUGUUUUGUCUUUUUGGGGUUAAAAGCUUAAAUAUCACUUAGAGAAGACACUGUUUGAGCAAUAAGACAAAGAAGAGCCAGUUGCCUAUCAUUGAAAUUACUGAUCUGCCAGUUUUGUCA
This is a messenger RNA of Capsicum annuum, 2190 nucleotides long. Its product is annotated as putative kinase-like protein TMKL1. Gene Ontology annotation, molecular function: ATP binding; protein kinase activity. The transcript has 2 exons. NCBI's taxonomy places the organism in Eukaryota, Viridiplantae, Streptophyta, Magnoliopsida, Solanales, Solanaceae. Bases 323 to 1399 code for a protein of 358 amino acids. The record is from RefSeq and is a predicted model, not a curated record. Gene Ontology annotation, biological process: protein phosphorylation.